This is a messenger RNA of Aphanomyces astaci, 249 nucleotides long. RefSeq lists its product as hypothetical. The record is from RefSeq and is a predicted model, not a curated record. The coding region runs from base 1 to 249 and encodes 82 amino acids. The transcript is spliced from 3 exons. Lineage: Eukaryota; Oomycota; Saprolegniomycetes; Saprolegniales; Verrucalvaceae.
AUGCUGGCAGCCGAGCUUAGCGUGGCGAUGGACAAUGAAUACUCAGUGGCUCAAGAUAAGGCGUUGUCGAAUCCGAGUAAGACUGGAAACGCUCCGUCAGCCCCAUUGCCUCUCCAUUACGAUGCCAUGUUGGAGUACUGGAGUGACAAAAACGGAUUUCGAAAAGAAUCUCUCAUGUCCACCAACGAGAAUGAAAUGAAAAAAGAAUCGGAAUGCGAUGAAGAAGUGUUGCGUGAUCGCAAGGAAUAG